GGCCGGAGAGCGGUAGCUGACGGCGGCCAUGUUGUGAUGUGUUGCGGUGUCUCCUGGUUUUCCUUCCCCUCAUCGCCUUACCUUCCCCCGUCUGGUGUCCUGAGCGAGGCCGGGGGAGCACCGCGCGGACUGAGGAUCUCUUCUUACACCGUGUCUAUGUGAAACGGAAGACUCCGGAGCAACAUGGCCGCUCUGCUGGAAGAUGACGACUUUGAUCAGUUUGAUAAGCCUGGCGCAGAAAGGUCUCGAAGACGAAGAACCAAGGAUGAUGACUGGGACAGUGAGCUAGAAGAUGACCUUCUUGAGGAGGACUUCUUACCCGGGAAGAAGCCUUCUCUAGAUCUGUCAGAUGAAGAACUUAAUGAUGAUCUUCUCCAAAGUGAUGAAGAAGAGCUGGACUUAGUGAAUUACAGUUCACAAGGAGUAACAGUCAGUCUUAACGCCACCACCGGCGGAAUUUCAUCCUUUGAACUUUCUAAAAGCGUGAAUGAGGAGUGCGUAGCAGAGGGAGUAGAAUUUGAGGAAGAGGAGACUGAAGAAGCUUAUGAGGAAACUGAGGAACUGGAAACUGUUACUGAAGACGUGGUUGAGACCUAUGAAGAAAGCUACACUGAGUUAGCUGAUGAACAGGUAGAAUAUGAGGAGGAAGGAACCACGGAUGAGGUGCUGGACCUUGAGAUCAAUGAACCUCUGGAUGAAUUUCAAGAUGAAGAAUACUCGCAGUCCUACAAGAGACAGAAAGUUAGCGAAGAACAAGAACAAUAUGUGGAAGAGACACCUGAAGAUGUACAGGACCAGGAACCACAGGAGCUUGUGACUGAACCUGAAGAGGUGCUCAACGAAUCGCAAGAGCUGCCUGCAGACACUAAAGAAGCUUUUGAUGAAGAUGACGAAGAUGAGGAAGAGGAAGACAGUGGCCGUAUACGUUUCAAAACUGAACGUAAAGAAGGGACAAUAAUACGCCUUUCAGACACCAACCGAGAACGGCGAAACAUUCCAGAAACUUUAGAGCUUUCUGAAGAAGCUAAGGCUUCAUUGAUGGAGUUUGAAGAGAUGGAACGCCAGCGAAAGCUAGGGCGCUACGGCUCCAGAAGAGGUGGCAGGCGAGGGGGCAAUUAUGGCAUGUCCCGUGGCAUGGGAGACCACAGAAACGACAAUGACAGAUGGAAUUUGAGAGAUCGUCAUAACCAAGGGCAGCCUAUUCGCACGCUGUUCCAUCAACAACAGCAUCAUCAUAUACAGCCUCUUCUUCCGAUGCCACGAUCUAGGAAUCCAUCCUCAUCUGACAGGCUGCAGUCACAACAAUCGGAAAAGUCAAGGAUGGGAAAUAACACUCUUUUGGCAACACCUCCACAACAACCUAAAAAUAUUCAUAUUAAUCCACAUUUUAAGGGGAAUGUGACACCAGUGCAAGUUCCCCUUCUGCCGAUCCCAAACCAGUCUCGUCCUCCAAUGGGGCCCCCAAGGUUUCCUGGCAUGCCAGAUUUUCAGCCUACUUCAAGUCCAGUGCCAGGCAACUUCAGUCAGCCACCAAGGCUGCAGGAACCGUGGAGAAAUCCUCCUCCACCGCCACCACCACCGCCUAAACGAGAACCGUUCUUCAUGGGAGAUCCGCGAUUUCCCAACCACCAUAUGUUUGAUCAGAGAAAUCCUCCUCCUGUUCCUCCACCGCUCAUAAAUGCCAACCACCCAAUUCCAAACCAAAAUGCUCCACCAUUUAAUCCGCCUGGACAGGGUUUUAACCCACCACCCCGAUUCAAUCAGCCCCAGUCUAACUUCAACCCUCCUGGACCAGGUUCACAGCCAGUAUUUAAUCCGCCAGGUCCACAAGGAGGCUUCAAUCAGCCGGGCUAUAACCAACCUGGUCCACAGUCUGGAUUUAAUCAGCCAGGCCCACAGUCAAGUUUUAACCCACCUGGUCCUCAGCCUGUUUUUAACCCUUCAGGUAACCAACCAGGCUUUAACCAGCCAAAUUUCAACCAGCCAGGACCACAGCCAGCGUUUAAUCAGUCUGGACCUCCUCCACCAUUUAAUCCACCAGGGCUUAACCCGCCUGGUUUUACCCCUUCAAACCCUGGACCGCAGUCUGGGCUUAACCAACCAGGAUCUGGUCUUCAACCAAAUUUCCCUCAGCCUGGACCGCACCCAGGGUUUAACCCCCCAGGAUUUUCUAGAGAGCGCCCUGUUCGCCUCAACAUGCCAGCUCCAAAUCCUUUGGGAAUGCCUCCUUUCAACCAGCCUUCAGGCAACAUAAGACCUUUUGCUCCACCAAGGCAGCAGUUUCCAUCAGGUCCUGGACAACCUUUUAUGCCCCAUUCUCAGUCAAAUAUGCAGGGCCAUAUGCCGCCUCCAAUGCAGCAAUUACAUCAACAUCACCACCAUGGGGUGCCACCAAAAUCUCCAUUGUCAACCCAACAUCCACCUCCAUUUAGAGCACAGACUCCCCAGACACCUUCCCAUAGAAUGCCAGGUCAGCAAAGACAUGGUCCUCCAAAGCCAAGACAGAGCAAUCCUGGCCAAAAUAUGGGAAAGUCUCACAAUCCACAAGCACUACAUCAAAGGAAUAGCAAUUUAAGGGAGUUGCCUAUCGCACCCUCUGCAGAAGUAAACAUGAGAAGAUCUGCCCAGGUCAAGCCUCUUGCACCCACAACGCCACAAACAAUACCAGAAACUGUUGGCACUGCACAAGCAAGCACUACCUGCCCGGUUAAGCAAGAACCGAAGAUUGAAGAGCAGUUCCCUGACGAAGAUGAAGAGACUAGAAAAUAUCGCUUAAAGAUCGAAGAACAGAAGCGCUUAAGAGAAGAGAUUUUAAAGCAGAAGGAGCUGCGACGGCAGCAACAGGCUGGUGCCAGGAAAAAGGAACUGCUUGAGCGGCUUUCACAGCAGCAGCAUCAGCCGCCCAACGUGGCACAGCAGGCCCCACCGGAGGCUGAUAAGCAACCAGCAAAGGUGGAAAUUACCAGCAACCCGAUAAUGACUCACGUCACCGAGCAGCCCCGACCAAAUGUAAAAAAUAGAGUUGUAGCGAAGAAGCCACAGUCGCUGUCACUGGUGACCCCGCAGAAAAUACCCCUUCUGCAGACGUCUGGACCCGGUGUAUCAUUACAGGGUCUGCAGAAGAAGGUUAUUAAACAGACUGUACAAAAUUGGGUGGCAGCAGAAAACCAGGCUGCAAAACUACAACUGCUUCGCCCUGCUGGGUCCCCUGCCCCGUUUGGGCAACAACAGACUUUAAAGAUAGCUCCAGUUCAGGGGAUGCCCCAGGAACAAAGAACCAUGGGUACAAAGAGGACGGUCAUGCAGAGGUCAAACAGCAGCAGUGGCGACCAAGCGCAUCUAGCCACGAAAGUCCGUGUCAUUAAAUUAUCUGGAGCGGGAGAAAAUAUAUCUGUGCAGGCUGCGGAACGCAAUCCACAGGUGCAGCUGUCGCAGCCCGCAGUCCAGCCUCCGCAGAGAAUACCAGUUCAGCAAAGGCAACAGUUUCCACCCAGGGUUCAACAGAAAACCGGACCGGUGAGGAGAGUGACGCUGGGGAAAGGAAGCAUUCAGCAGCAACAGAAUCUGCCGUUUCCGCAGCAGUAUGAAGCCAAAGCUCGUCCACUGUCUUCACUGACAGAGUCCACCCCCCGUGUGGUGAAUAGCAUCCAUGGACAACAUCCGCCAAAUAAGGUCAUUAUGCGAGGUAGAGGCAGAGGUGUAGGUGGACAGAUGGGCCGAGGACGCAUGAUGCCAAAUAAACAAAACCUCCGUGUAGUGGAAUGCAAGCCUCAGCCUUGUGUCGUGUCAGUUGAAGGGCUUUCUUCAUCAACCAGCGAUCAACAAUUGAGAAAUUUGCUGAUGUCAGUAGGACCAAUUCAGAAUCUGCAGAUGUUUCCCAGUCAAAGAAAAGCCAUAGCCACAUUUGAGAGUCCGCAUCAUGCUUCACAGUUCCAACAGAGGUUCCACAGCACAGGGAGCCAGUGGCCAUCUUCCCUGGAGAAAUCCUGAAUGGGCAAGUUCUAAUGGCACAUGAUAGACUUGUCACACAUCAACGUAUCACUCAUCACUGAAUGAACCGAUCCGUUCAUAUUCAUCACGAGCGGACAGUCAGAGGAGAAGAGACUGCCGGACACUGCCAUGUUUCCUUCUCUGGUUUGGAUUUGUUGACUCAAGAAUUCAACUCGCAGGAGACUCGUUACAGUGAAACCAUAAGACUGAGAUUUGCUCAGGAGACUUUACUAUGUGGUUCUUUACUAUAUUGUGUUUUGUGACCCUUGCAUGUAAGGAUGUCUCUGUGAAAGACUCGUGUCAGACUUGGCGAGGAAAAAAACUAAGAGAUCAGUGACAUUUUUGGUCGAAAAGAAUGCAUGAUAAUGGUUACUCUUCUCUUCAGGGCGUACACACCAUUCUACAUCUAGGUUCUUCAUCACUGUAGACAGUUGACUAGCUUCUGAUGCCUUUGUGAGGGGUUCUGGUUGCACCUUCCUAAAAAUGGCAUCUAGUUAGAAAUCAUUACAACAUAUGAUAUUGUAUGCGGUAAAGACUUCCGAUUGUGUGCCCAAAAUGCAAAUUAUCAUCACCCGACAGAGUAUUAUUUAGGGAUAUGUUUUGUAAAAUUUUUAACACUUCUCCGACUAGCUGAAAGAUCGCUCUCCUCUCCAUUAGUCUUGAAGCUUUUAGGUAAAGUGAGAACAUCAGUGGAUUGCACGUAGGAAGAAAACACCAGUUGUCAAUUCAUCAUACCCAGUUUUACCAUUGAGCUUGCAUCGGUAGUUUCUGCACACAGCCGCUUGUUGGGGUGGUGGACAUGUUAAACGUGGUCUAUUGAUGGUCGCGGGCUUGUCAGUAUUUCUACUAUCCAUGUCCAGCAACAGAUGUGAGUAGUGUAUCUGCAUGAGGGGCCAGAUGCAAGUUAUCUUCUGCCCAGAUCUGUAUAGAUAUACAUCAAACUUCAUUUUUAAGUUAGUGAUGUCACCUUUAACAUUAGAGAGGUGCAUGUAGAGGCUAUAAACCUAUUUUCCCCGAUCAUUUAGACAACAUGUCUAAAUCCAAAAUAGUCAUCUCUUUGUGACCUCUUCUAUGGGGCGGACAGAAUAUAGAAUUUAAAAUGAAAAUGUUCAUGAAUACCUAGUGUAUCACCUACCAUGGAAGGUCAAUGCUGUGAGGUACAAGCCUUGAGAUGGUUUGAAUUUUGCAGUAUGAAUGAAAUGGGCUCUGUUCACACUGGUGUCAUGGCGGUUGACUGAUCCCAUCGGCUUAUAAUGGGAUCCAACAGAUUUCCAUCUCUGUUUCUGGUAUUUUGUUUAUUUUUUUUUUUCUUUUAUACAAGUAACGCUUCAGGCUACAAUAUUCAUGUCAUCUUAAAAUGCCGAAACUGUGGAACAAAAGGGAUCACACAAAUGUGAACAGACCCAUUUUGUCUCCACCCUUGCCCUCUGGGAACCACGACUAAGGCUAGAUGUGUGUUCGAGGUGGAGCAUUUUUACCUAUAGGAGUGCUAUCGAAUGAUCACUAUGUGCUGCUCUGCACAGUACAUUGGUCUGUUUGUCAGCACCUUGCUUACCUAAGAGACCCUUUGUAGGUUGAUGGCAUCUUCAGAAGGUAUGCCGUGGAAGCCAAUAGCAUGAAGAGGACAUUCUAGCAGUUAUUGGCCACUUUAAGAAUCCAUUCUUUUGUUUUAGCUACAGUUUCCUGGUAAAUGUCAGUCACUUCUGUCCUAAGACAUUGUAAGUGUUAGGUUAAAAGUUGGAUCAACCUGUUUAAAUGUCUUCACAGGUUCAGUGAUCUUUACUGGAGUAUAGUAUUGACUCCAUAACUUCUUAGGACUCCCGGCCCAACACACUGCGUAAUUAUAUUACCAGGUUCAGCCAGGUGGAAAGUAAUAGCAGAGGCUUAGUUCAUUUCAGCUCUAUCUGCGCUUAUGGUUUCACUCAACUUACUUUCUGGUAUUUCUGAUGGCACGCCACCCUGUUUUUACCAUCAUAUAUACUAGAAGCAGUCUGUAGGGCGGGUCUGCUGUGACCAAUUGGAUCGGUUAGAACAUAAUUUCAGUACAGGGUCAUGGCACAACAUUGGAGUGAAUAGAGCCCUACAGGAAGUGUCUGAUGAAGGACACUCUAAGAUGUGGGACCGAAGACUAGCUAUGCGUUUGCAAUGUUUUCGCCUGCUCCGAGGUGUUAAGAACUUGAUGUAUGCCCAUCCUUGAAGUUUUACUUUUUUAAAACCUCUAAAAUUCUGUGCUGGUCUUAGUACAUCUUUACAGCGUUUGACGCUCUAAAUUUACUGCAUAUACAUGUAAUUAAUUUCUGUCUACCUGUGGCCGCAACUGUACGGUUGGGUUCCACAUUUAAGUUUUUUUUUUUUUUUUUAAGUCAAAAGUGAUGAAUGGACCCAAACGGAGCAGAAGACCCAGUUGUGUAUCCUCCGUUUGAUCUGUUCCUGGCUUUGCAUCAAGAUACCUGAAUGUGGAAACCCAGCCUGAGGAUUUUACAGCAUACUGGUAUGUAUUGAAGUCCAUAAUCAGUAUACAGUAAAGUCACUCUUGUGAUAGCUGCGGGCAGCCUGACCCAUCUUUGCAGUAAAUGUCUAUGCAGUGGAUUCAGAGCAAAGCGUGUUAGAAAGGUAUGGGAAAUAAAUCGAGUGUUAGGCCUAGCAAUUCACUUUACGUAUACUUCAGUUUUAUGUUAGGCUGUACCACUGGGGUUUUGAAAUAAGAUGAAAAUAAAAGCCUAAUGUUUAGCCUUUUUUUGGAAACUUUUUGUGCUCUUAACAUGCAGUUUCAGCGUUGUGUGCGUUUAGUGUUAACUAGCGGCUUAAGGAUCCGAGGUUACCUGGGCAGAAUGUUAAAGAAUUGGAUUAUAAGCGACUUCCUAAUGUGCCACAUAAGUCUGUCUGAACCCAGAAGAAGACAGAUGUAAGGAAUCCAAACAGGAUACAGACUUCUGGUCAGGAGUCUUUGGUAAAGUUUCCUGCGGCUGCCCCUCUGUAGGUUUGACCUUCAGCAGCAUUUAGGGAAAGUAUUUGAGUCAAGGGUUAACUUUCAGUCUCUCUCCCGGGGUAUGUUGCACCUUUGCAGUGUUUUAGGGAGCGGUUCUAUAUCCCCCUCCCCCAGAGUCUUUAAAUAUCUCCAAGGAUGCUGGACCUCUUCUGAUCUUCUGCACCGUUACACGUGGUUUAGAAGUUAGUUUGGUAAAAAUACACUGAGCCAUAUCCUUUUACGUACAACCUUAUUGUUGGUGAUUUAGACUAAGUUUUUUUUUUUUUGUUUUUUUGUUUUUUUUCUU
Bufo bufo (common toad) is the source of this 7265-nucleotide messenger RNA. It is a transcript of the gene RBM33, whose product is annotated as RNA binding motif protein 33. The coding region runs from base 184 to 3990 and encodes 1268 amino acids. NCBI's taxonomy places the organism in Eukaryota, Metazoa, Chordata, Amphibia, Anura, Bufonidae. Gene Ontology annotation, molecular function: RNA binding. The record is from RefSeq and is a predicted model, not a curated record. The transcript has 20 exons.